AUGACACUUCAGCCAUCAUUUGAGGAUAGGCAAGACUUCGUCGACGCCGAACGAGGCUUUAUCGCGAAGCUCGAACCUGGCGUCAUUAAGAACGCCGCCGGCGAUGUGGUGUGGGAUAUUGACCAAUUCAAAUUCCUUCAUGGAGAAUGCCCCUCGACGGCAAACCCGAAUCUAUGGCGCCAGGGCCAGCUGAACUCGAAACAGGGUCUCUUUGAGAUCUGCCCCGGUAUCUACCAGGUUCGCGCCUUCGACUUGUCCAACAUUUCCAUCGUCGAAGGAAAAGAGGGAAUCAUCAUUAUUGAUCCUCUAGUAUCGUGCGAAUGCGCGGCAGCGGCAUUGGAGAUUUACGAGAAACAUCGUGGCAAGAGGAAGGUGACUGGUAUGAUUUACUCGCAUUCCCACGGCGACCACUACAUGGGAGCCGCAGGUGUCAUUCCGCAGGAUGCAGGCGACUCAAUCCCCAUUAUUGCACCGGAAGGGUUCAUCGAGGCCGUGAUGAGCGAAAGCAUCAUGGCUGGCCCAUCCAUGAGGCGUCGCGGAGCCUACAUGUAUGGGAGAGAGCUUCCCCGGUCGCCCGAGGGUCAUAUCGGCGUCGGCCUGGGAAUGGGCUCGUCUACUGGCGUUACCUCUCUCAUUCUUCCCAACACGCUCAUUCAGAAGACCGGCGACGAGUUGAUGGUCGAUGGGGUGAGGAUUGUCUUCCAGAUGGUACCCGGCUCAGAAGCUCCGGCCGAGAUCAAUUUCCACUUUCCCGAAUUCAAGGCGCUAUGCAUUGCAGAGACAGCCACAAACUGCAUGCAUAAUAUUGUGACGCUACGUGGAGCCCAAGUCCGCGAUGCCAAGGCGUGGUCUGGAUAUCUUGACGAGGCUAUCGUAAUGUUCGGCGGCGAGACGGAUGUCCUUUUCGGAAGCCACAACUGGCCCACAUGGGGACGAGAGGACCUGACGCGGAGGCUGGAAGAGCAGAGGGACAUGUACGGCUACAUGCACGACCAGACUCUUCGGAUGAUGAACUUGGGUAUGACUGGAGUCGAGAUCGCGGAGCGCAUCACGCUUCCUCCCGCCAUCCAGAAGGCCUGGCACUGCAGAGGGUUCUACGGGUCUCUGAGCCACAAUAUCAAGGGUAUCUACCAAAUGUAUAUGACUUGGUUCGACGGCAACCCUUCACAUUUGUGGCUUUACCCUCGCGUCGAGGAAGGCAAGCGCUAUGUGCAGUGCAUGGGUGGCACCGACAACGUCUGCACAAUGGCCAAGAACUUUAUCGAAAGCGGCGACUCCAGAUUUGCGGCGACCCUGCUCGACCACGCUUAUGCCACGGAGCCAGCCAAUGGCACGGUGAAGGACCUCCUUGCCACCGCCUACGAGAAGCUCGGGUACGGUGCCGAGAAUGCGACUUGGCGAAACUUUUAUUUGGUUGCCGCCCAAGAACUCCGCACCGGCAGGUCGGCAGGCAUGAUUGGAGGUGGUCGAACCCCUCUCGGUCCUACGCUCACCGUGGGCCAAUGGCUUGACAUCAUGUCGAUUCAACUCGACGGGGAGAGGGCGACGGGCGAUUCCUUCUCCGUCGACUUCGACGUCCUGGAUGUGAAGGAGAAGUGGAGACUGAUUCUCAGCAACGGUACUCUACACAAACGCAACCUAAGCUCAAGCAAGACGGCGCCUAUUGCGAGCGCAGACUUGACGCUGCGUAUGAAUAAGGCGGAGCUGCUUGAGGCUCUUCGCGGGAAAGGGGUUGCCACGGAUCAAGUAGAAGGCGAUUUGAAGGUCUUGGAUAAACUGAGGGAUUUCAUUUCCGUAUCUAAAAGCUCCGGGCGCGGCCCUAGUCAGCUAUAG
Molecule: messenger RNA, 1833 nt
Organism: Scedosporium apiospermum
Lineage: Eukaryota; Fungi; Ascomycota; Sordariomycetes; Microascales; Microascaceae
Exons: 3
Coding region: 1-1833 (610 amino acids)
Biological process (GO): dodecyl sulfate metabolic process
Molecular function (GO): linear primary-alkylsulfatase activity; protein dimerization activity
Source: RefSeq, a predicted model, not a curated record